AUGGCCCGCACUGGCUCGGGAAAGACCGCAGCCUUCGUAAUCCCCAUCCUCGAGCGCCUGCAGAGACACUCGGAGAGUGUGGGCUGCCGGGCUGUGGUUCUGUCUCCCACCCGAGAGUUGGCGUUACAAACAGCCAAGGCCUGCCGCCAGUUGGCUAAGUUCAUGGACUUACGCAUUUGUGUGCUGGUAGGCGGCCAGGCCCUUGAGGCGCAGUUUGAGCAUUUGGCGAAUAAUCCGGACAUUCUCGUUUGCACGCCUGGACGGCUGACACACCACAUCUCUGAAGCAGAGCUGAGCCUCCAGCGCGUGGAGGUGCUUGUUUUCGACGAAGCGGACCGACUCUUCGAGUUGGGCUUUGCAGAACAGCUUCAGCAGGUACUAGAGGCCAGCCCUCCAAGCCGACAGGUGAUGCUUUUCUCUGCAACGCUUCCCCAGCAGCUUGUAGCCUUUUCACGUGCCGGCAUCAAGGAUCCGGCCUUCGUUCGCCUGGAUGCAGAGACCUCUCUUUCCGAGCAGCUUAGCCUUUGGUAUCUCUUUGUCCGGCAAGAUGAGAAGCUGGCAGCUGCCGUGGCAGUGCUGCGUCGAUUUCACAACGAGGGCAAGACCACCAUCAUGUUCGUUGCGACGAAGCACCACGUGGAGUUCUUCAACGAGCUGCUGCGUCAGCUCGGUCUUUCUGUGGCUGUGGUGUAUGGUCAAAUGGAUCAGACAGCUCGUCAGGAACAGGUGGCCCGCUUCCGGAAAAAGGAAGCCCUGAUCCUGGUGACCACCGAUGUCGCAGCACGGGGCGUGGACAUCCCGCUUCUGGACCACGUGGUGAACUUCGACUUCCCAGCCAGCGCCAAGCUGUUCAUCCACCGAUGUGGGCGAACUGCCCGUGCCGGCCGCAGUGGCCUUGCGGCAUCGCUGGUCACUUUGGACGACCUGCCUUACACAGUGGAGCUGAUGACCUUCUUGGGCCACAAGAUGCGCUUGCCCGGAGAAGGCACUGAGGGCGUGGACAAGGACGAAGCUUCGACCGAACCCGUGCUCGGUGCCAUGCCGGCCUUGGACCAUGAAGUGGAGGCCCUGGGCGCCUUGCUGGAAGAAGGCUCCCUGCUGCAGAGUUUGCAGAAGUCUAUGCAGGCUUCCUACAAGCUCUACUACAAGACCCGGCCGUCUGCUUCCCGUGCCUCUGUAGCCCGAGCCAAGCGUCUCCUGGCAGACUGCGGUGGCCCUGCGCACCUCCAGAGUUUGGUGCACCCGGCCUUUGCCAAUGGCCUCGCGGCACCUAAAGGGGCUUCAGGCUCCAAAGGUGUGACAGCAGAGUCAGGCAAGUCGGACAUGCCCGCAGUUUCCUCCGACCUCGCAUACCUUCGCAAUCUUCGUGGCUAUCGUCCCAGGGCUGAGAAGCUGGGCAACGUCCUGUCCUUUUCUGCCAUGCGGACCAUGGAACAGGAGAAGCUCGACGCGGCGGCUAUUGCCUCAAGGGACACCCAGGAGGCAAUCUUGGCUGAACCUGCAGCAGCCUCAGCUCCGCGGCGCCGUCGUGCACAGUCUCGCAAGCGGCCCUCGGCGCCCUCAGCACCUGCACCGCCAAAGGCCGUGAAACGGAGCCGACCGCAUCUGUCGAAGGCAGCGCGGCGGAGGCUGCGGACAGGAGAUGCCGAAGUGCGGCAAGAGUUUGGCGAAGACUUCGACAUCACCAUCAACGACAAUGAGGACAACGGAGCCUCGGGAGGGAAGGUGGAGCAGUUCUACCUCAGCACAGAGAGAGACGUCACAGAGGAGGCACGAGAACGUGGCUUCGACAUGGAGCAGUACCAGAUGGACCUUUUGCCUGACGAUGCCUCGGACAUCAAGAAGGCCAAGAGCGUCAUGCGCUGGGAUGCCAAGCGGAAGAAGUACCUCCCGACGAUGGUGUCCGUGGACGGUCGUGCCCUGAAGGGACAGCGGCGCAACGAGAGUGGGAAGAAGGUGAAGGGGGAGAAGGAGAAGGGCAGCGCCUACCAGAAAUGGUCUCAGGCGACAAAGCGGCGGAUCCAGAAGGUGGGAGAAGUUGAGGAUACAUCGAAUACAUCGCAUGCAUUGGGCAGGCUAAAGAAGUCGGAGGCCAAGACAAUCGAAUUCGAUGCGACCGCUGAGCCGGUAGACGCACCAAACUCCCGAAAGCCCGUUGUGCCAUUCCAUGGCAAGAUCAGCCAAGAGCACCUGACACACAAGCAGAAGCGUGCCCUCAAGAAGCGGGCAAGAUUGGACUCAGUGGCCCAGGGUGCUGGUACGACAGAAUUGAAGACAGCACACCAGAUGCAGCAGGACAAGAAGCUCCGGGAUCGGCAAAAGCUCAAGCAGAAGCCAUGGCUCCGCAAGCAGCGGGCCAAGCAAGCCAAAGAGACACGCAUGAAGAAGAUGGAGGAACAGCAGAUGAAGUACGGAGCACGUACCAAGGCCAAGAUGCUCAUCAUCGAGGGUCCGAAGCGCUGGACCAAGCGGCAGCCGAAGCCCCAGAAAGGCUACGGACGGCGCAACGGUGGCUUCUGA
This is a messenger RNA of Symbiodinium natans, 2520 nucleotides long. The record is from the annotation of a GenBank genome assembly. NCBI's taxonomy places the organism in Eukaryota, Dinophyceae, Suessiales, Symbiodiniaceae.